Scaptodrosophila lebanonensis is the source of this 1518-nucleotide messenger RNA. RefSeq names its product doublesex- and mab-3-related transcription factor A2 (gene dmrt99B). Gene Ontology annotation, cellular component: nucleus. Lineage: Eukaryota; Metazoa; Arthropoda; Insecta; Diptera; Drosophilidae. The transcript is spliced from 4 exons. Gene Ontology annotation, molecular function: DNA-binding transcription factor activity, RNA polymerase II-specific; RNA polymerase II cis-regulatory region sequence-specific DNA binding. Gene Ontology annotation, biological process: regulation of transcription by RNA polymerase II; sex differentiation. The record is from RefSeq and is a predicted model, not a curated record. Bases 22 to 1518 code for a protein of 498 amino acids.
AAAAUAAUCUACAAGUUCAUUAUGAGUUUACCGUCGGGCGUGGAUAUGCAGAAUCUUAUGUCGCAGCACCCCGUGCUGGGCGCCCUGCCACCAGCAUUUUUCCUACGCGCUGCCUCAGAGCGCUACCAACGUACUCCCAAAUGCGCCCGAUGCCGUAAUCAUGGCGUGGUUAGCGCUUUGAAAGGACACAAGCGUUAUUGCCGUUGGCGAGAUUGUGUGUGCGCCAAAUGCACACUUAUUGCCGAGCGCCAGCGAGUAAUGGCCGCACAGGUUGCAUUGCGCCGCCAGCAGGCGCAGGAGGAGAAUGAGGCGCGUGAGCUGGGCCUAUUGUAUACAUCGGUCCCCGGUUCAAAUCAGCAGAAUGGAAGCGGUGGUGGCGGCGAUACGCCUACACCACACAGUCCGACAAACGCCACUGCCGCUGCAGCUGCUGCUGCCCAGAACAGCGCUUUUCACAGUGGAAUCCCUUCGCCCCCAAGUGAUGGCUUCGAAGCCAAUUGCACACCAGGGCAUCAGCAUCAUCAGCAACCACAGCAGCACCCUCAACAACAGCAGCGCAACUUGACGCAACUGCAUUACAAUGGUAAUGAAUCGGACACGGAUGGACGCACACGCUCCGAGCAUCUGAGCGUGGGCUUCUCACCCACACGCACGGAGCUGGAUGAGAGUCCAGUUUCUAAACGCGGUACUGGCCUCUCAAAUGAGACUGACCAGGACACAGGCUCCGAGUCAUCGCCCAGUAGUCCGCGUCCAAAGGUGGCGGGUUUGUUUAACCUAACAGCUAGUUUAUCGCCGGCGCGAACGGGCCCACCUAGCUCGCCAGAGUCUGAUCUUGAUGUAGAUUCUGCGCCCGACGAAGCCACGCCCGAGAAUCUCAGUCUGAAGAAGGAGGAUUCAACUUCGCCACCGAACACACCCGCCGAAAAUCUUCACUUGCUGCGCUCCUUUAGCAAUGGACAUGCGCAAGGCUUUAUGCCCUACCAUCACACGCAGUUCCUGGCUGCCGCCGGCAUCCCUACUCAUCAUCCAGCCGCUCACUCGCCUCUCCAGCAGCAUGCCCAGCAACAUUUGGCCGCCGCAGCUGUCGCCCAGCAGCAGCAACGUUCUCCUAUCGAUGUCCUCAUGCGUGUCUUUCCCAACCGGCGACGCAGUGAUGUGGAGCAGCUUAUGCAGCGCUUUCGUGGUGAUGUACUGCAGGCCAUGGAAUUUAUGUUAUCCGGCGAGGAUAUGGCUCUGAGUGGUGCCAGCACUACGCCUCCCACUGUGCCGCCUUCACCACCAUUUCCGAUGAAGUCCGCCUUCUCCCCGUUGGUUCCACCCUCUGUAUUUGGAUCGCCCACGCAUCGAUAUCAUCCGUUCAUGCAGGCGCAUGCCAAACGCUUCUUAUCAGCACCGUAUGCCGGUACGGGUUACCUGCCUGGUGUACUCAGUUCCGCGGAUAUCGAACAAUCGGAAUCGAAUGGAGCCACUAGUAUGGCUGUUGAUCGCGCUAGUAAUGCAGGCGACUCCCAGGAUUGA